GGCUCUCGCCCCGCCCACCCCAGCUCACGUGAACAACGCCGCGGCCCCGAGGCCGGAAGCGCUCGCGAGCCGGCGCGCAGGCUCUCCUGUUUCCGGGCGCCGCAGGGUUUCCGGAGCUUCGGCCCCACCGCGUGCCCGCGCCCGCGCUCGCGCUCACGCUCACACUCACGCUCGUUCCCGGGUUCUCGGGCCGGGAAGGCUCGGAGGCGGUUGCGCGUGCGCUGCCCAGCCUGGUCCCCGCCCCCAGGCGCGCCGGGCUCUCGUGGCACAGCCGCCAUGUGUUCGUUAGCGUCGGGCGCAGACGGCGGCCGGGGCGCUGUGGAGGAGGAGGACCUGCCAGGACUGUCAGACAGCGGUGACGAGGCCUCCUGGGAGGAUGAGGAAGAUGCCGAUCUCCCCCACGACAAGCAGCAGACCCCCUGCCUGUUCUGUGACAGGUUAUUUACAUCUGCUGAAGAAACAUUUUCACACUGUAAGUCUGAGCAUCAAUUUAAUAUUGAUAACAUGGUUCAUAAACAUGGACUUGAAUUUUAUGGAUACAUUAAACUAAUAAAUUUUAUUAGACUUAAGAAUCCUCCAGUUGAAUAUAUGAAUUCCAUAUACAACCCAGUGCCUUGGGAGAAAGAAGAGUAUUUAAAGCCGGUAUUAGAAGAUGACCUUUUACUUCAAUUUGAUGUAGAAGAUCUUUAUGAACCCGUGUCAGUUCCAUUCUCAUACCCCAGUGGACUCAGUGAAAAUACAUCAGUUGUUGAAAAAUUGAAACACAUGGAAGCCAGGGCACUGUCUGCUGAAGCUGCGUUAGCUGGAGUGCGUGAGGAUCUGCAAAGAAUGAAACAAUUUGCUCAGGAUUUUGUGAUGAACGCAGAUGUCAGAACCUGUUCGUCAUCUACAACUGCCAUUGCAGACCUCCAGGAGGAUGAGGAUGGCGUUUAUUUCAGCUCAUACGGGCAUUAUGGGAUACAUGAAGAAAUGCUAAAGGACAAAGUACGAACAGAAAGUUACCGAGAUUUUAUAUACCAAAACCCACAUAUCUUCAAAGAUAAGGUAGUUUUGGAUGUUGGUUGUGGAACUGGAAUUCUCUCUAUGUUUGCUGCUAAAGCUGGGGCAAAGAAGGUUCUUGGAGUUGAUCAGUCUGAAAUACUUUACCAGGCAAUGCAUAUCAUAAGACUAAAUAAACUUGAAGAUACUAUUAUGCUAAUUAAAGGAAAAAUCGAAGAAGUUCGUCUUCCUGUAGAAAAAGUGGACGUUAUUAUAUCCGAGUGGAUGGGCUAUUUUCUUCUUUUUGAGUCCAUGUUAGAUUCUGUCCUUUAUGCAAAGAACAAAUACCUGGCAAAAGGAGGAUCGGUCUACCCUGAUAUUUGCACUAUCAGCCUUGUGGCAGUAAGUGAUAUGAAUAAACAUGCUGAUAGAAUUACUUUUUGGGAUGAUGUCUAUGGCUUCAACAUGUCCUGCAUGAAGAAAGCAGUUAUUCCAGAAGCUGUGGUGGAAGUUUUAGAUCCAAAGACUCUUAUUUCAGACCCCUGUAGUAUUAAGCAUAUAGAUUGCCAUACAACAUGUGUCUCAGAUUUGGAGUUUUCUUCAGAUUUCACCCUAAAAAUCACAAAGACAUCGUUGUGCACGGCAUUUGCUGGCUACUUCGAUAUAUAUUUUGAGAAGAAUUGCCACAACAAGGUCGUAUUCUCUACGGGCCCCCAGAGUACCGAAACACACUGGAAACAAACAGUAUUCCUAUUGGAAAAGCCAUUUUCAGUUAAAGCAGGUGAAGCCUUGAAAGGAAAGAUCACAGUGCACAAGAAUAACAAAGAUCCACGGUCUCUCAUUGUGACCCUCACAUUGGAUAAUUCAACUCAAACUUAUGGUCUCCAGUGAAAAGGCCACAAAAGCACUACUUUGCAGUUUUUGUUGUAGGGGAGGGGUGGAGAGGGAGGGGAGGGAGGGUUUUAUGUGAGCACAUGGAUGAUGGGUCCUUUCCUGAGCCUCCUCAGUAGGAGAGAAGCAGGAAUCUGAGGAUGCAGCUAAGGAGGGCACUGCCUGAUCCUGGUGAUCCACCGCCAUAAUCACAUUCUUGGAAGUCUGGUCAGUGAGAUUUAACCAAAUGUAACCCCUACAUUGAGUUUGCCUGUAUUGAAAGUCAUUUAAAUUGGCCUAAAUUUGGAACAGAGAUAGUCUUUUGUUGUUUUAAAUAAGUUUCUUACUAUAAAUUUUAAAUACUGGUAAUUGAUUAGUUAUUUGGAUGUUGUUUUAUUAAACUAGUAACUGUGUACAAGGUAUUACAUAUUUUAUUGCAGAUUUCCUUUCUGAGGAGUAGUUUUAAUUGUAUUUGCUAGAAUAUCAGGCUAUAAUACAUUAAAAGAGCAAGCAUAAGGGACUAAAAUAUGGAAACAGGACCACACAAAUUGUAUUUGAAGACAGCUUAGUUGAUUGCCACAUAAUUCUGUUCUCAUUUUUUAGCUUCUUCUCUCUUUGCAAAUAUUCUUGAGUCAUAUAGUUUUCUAGUAUUGCCCAGGAAAUCUAGUUUCAAUGCAUUUACCCUAGGUUUCAUAAAAGUUUUUAAAGAUUGGGAUAAAUAUGUACUUAUUUACUAAUACUUUUUUCAAACUAGAUUUAUGUGCAAUUUAAACAUGUAACUGUUAAUAUACUUAUAUCACUCUAUACAAUUGUGUCAUUUACAAUUAUUGACUCAGUUUGAAGCGCAGAACAGAAAACAUUCAAUUAAAUGUAUAC
Molecule: messenger RNA, 2724 nt
Organism: Delphinapterus leucas (beluga whale)
Lineage: Eukaryota; Metazoa; Chordata; Mammalia; Artiodactyla; Monodontidae
Gene: PRMT3
Product: protein arginine methyltransferase 3
Biological process (GO): chromatin remodeling; peptidyl-arginine methylation, to asymmetrical-dimethyl arginine
Cellular component (GO): nucleus
Molecular function (GO): protein-arginine N-methyltransferase activity; histone methyltransferase activity
Source: RefSeq, a predicted model, not a curated record